Messenger RNA from Gilbertella persicaria, 3749 nucleotides. RefSeq lists its product as uncharacterized. The transcript is spliced from 7 exons. Gene Ontology annotation, molecular function: ATP hydrolysis activity; ATP binding; protein binding. Gene Ontology annotation, cellular component: chromosome. Gene Ontology annotation, biological process: mitotic chromosome condensation. The record is from RefSeq and is a predicted model, not a curated record. The coding region runs from base 143 to 3715 and encodes 1190 amino acids. NCBI's taxonomy places the organism in Eukaryota, Fungi, Mucoromycota, Mucoromycetes, Mucorales, Choanephoraceae.
UCCUUUAGUGCCAGUAAAGUGUUUUUUUUUAUACUAUCGACAUAAUCAAUUAACUUUCUAUAUAGUUGUUGGUCCCAAUGGGUCUGGAAAAUCAAAUGUGAUUGAUGCUUUAUUGUUUGUGUUUGGUUACAGAGCCAACAAGAUGCGUCAAGGAAAACUAUCAGAACUGAUCCAUAAUUCAGCCAAACACCCUGACUGUACAACCUGUUCAGUCGAGAUUCAUUUUCAAGAAAUUAUAGAUGGAGAUGGAAUGAAUGAAUAUACUAUUCAGCCUAAUUCACAGCUUGUUAUUUCCCGUCAAGCCAGUCAUAACAAUUCUAGCAAGUAUUUUAUCAAUGAUAAAGCAAGCAACUUUACAGAAGUGACUACGCUUUUACGAGACAGGGGAAUUGAUUUAGAUCAUAAGCGAUUUUUGAUCUUACAAGGUGAAGUUGAAUCAAUUGCAUUGAUGAAGGCAAAAGCAAAAGAUGGCAAUGAUGACGGGUUGUUGGAGUAUUUAGAAGAUAUUAUCGGUACAUCGAAAUACAAGGAUCGUAUCGAAGAAGCAAGUGGAAGAUUAGAAGUAUUGAAUGAAGAGCGUGCAGAGAAAUUAAGCAGAGUCAAAUAUGUCAGUCGAGAAAUGGAUGGUAUGGAAGAGAAAAAAGCAGAAGCAGAAAACUAUUUGGAAAACGAGAACGAAUUGACACGAAAAAAGAAUGAAUUAUACCAAGUUUAUACAAGUGAAGCUAAAGAAAACACAACUGUUGCAAAUCAAGCUAUUGAAGAAUUAAGUGCUAAACUGGAAGAAGAGGCGCACAAGUUCAAAGCAGUUGAACAAGAAAUAUUAAAAAUGAACAAUGCUCAUCGGGAUAUUGUCAAAGAGUACACAGUUAUUGAAUCAGACACCAAUAAAUUAAUAAAACAUCAAACAAAAGUGGAAAAAGACCAAGUACAGACAAAGGAAAAGCGAGAGCAUCUCAUUAAAAAGCAAGAAAAAGGUAAAGCUACACUAGAAUCUGAUCGCGCUGCAAGAAAUGCUGCUCAGGAAUCCAUCAAGAAAAACACAGAGGAAUUAAAACAGCGGAGAGGAGAACUUGUUGAACUUGAAAAGCAACUCAAGGAAGAGGAAGAAAAACUUGAAGAGAUCAAUCGUGAACUCAAGGGAAAAACAGAUGGAUUUCUAGCUCAAAUUGAAGAGCAUCAAAAGAAACUGGCACCUUGGACAGAAAAGAUUAACGAAAAGCAAAAAGCAAUUGACGUGAAAAAAUCAGAAAGUGAAAUUUUGGCUGAGCGCAUUGUUUCUGGUGAGAAAGCAGUAGGAGAAGCUGAGGAACAAGUCAAGAAGCUAGAAGAAACCAUAGCCCAAAAAAAGAAAGAGACCAAAGACUUGCCCAAGAAGAUCAAGGAGCUCAUCGUUGAAAUCAAAGAACUUGAAAGUUUUCUAGAAACACUCCAUGAUAAAGAAACAGAAAAACGUAGAGCUAUGAACGAUGCUCGUCAAAAAGCAGACGAAGCAAGAGCAUCUAUGCAACAAUCUCAAAGCCGUGGCAAAGUACUCGAUAGCAUCUUGAGAAUGCGUGAUUCUGGUCGCAUCAAGGGUAUUUAUGAUAGACUGGGUAGUCUUGGUGUAAUUGAUGAUCGUUAUGAUGUGGCUAUUUCAACAGCAUGCAGUGCACUUGACAAUAUUGUCGUUGAGACAGUAGAGGCAGGUCAGGCAUGUAUUGAAUAUCUCCGUAAGAACAAUUUGGGUCGAGCUGUCUUUACUGUCUUGAACAAGCUACGUGAGCAAGAUCUAGACGAGAUUGAGACACCAGAAGGUGUGCCUCGCUUGUUUGAUUUGAUUGAGCCCAAGGAUGAAAAGUUUAGACCUGCUUUCUAUAGUGUGCUUCAAGAUACAUUGGUUGCUCAAGAUAUGCGUCAAGCCAAUCGAAUUGCUUAUGGCAAAAAGCGUUGGAGAGUAGUGACCAUGGAUGGUAAAUUGAUUGAAAAAUCAGGUGCAAUGACAGGUGGUGGUAAUCGUCCAUUGCGUGGGGCUAUGAGCUCAACAUUUAAGAACGAUGGCGUCAGUGCAGAAACUGUAGCAGAGCUAGAACGAGAAAGAGAUCGUCUUGAAAAAGAAUAUAGAAAUGCUGUGGAUGAAAAGCGAGCAACAGAUGCUGCUUUAAGAAAAAAGAAAGAGCAGUUGCCCAAGAUUGAAAUGACGCUUGAAAAGCUCCAAAUGGACAUCAACAGCUUAGAGAGUCAAAUCGAAGAUGAAAGAGAGCGAUUAGAGGGGCUCCAAGCACAAACAAAGCCAAGUCCUGCUGAUGUAAAACGACAAAAGCAAAUAGAAUCAGAGAUAAAGAAACUGGAAACAGAAAUGGCAAAACUCAAAGAAAAGACAGUUGAAAUUGAAGAGACGAUUAGUUCAUUGCAUGAAGAAAUUUUGGAAGCAGGUGGUAUGGACUUGAGAUUGCAAAAGAUCUGUGUCAAUGAUAUCCGUAAACGCAUGGAUAACUUGAAUACUCGUAUCACAAAGAAUAUGGUUGCUAAAACAAAGGCUGAAAAAGAUGUCAAUAAGUUCGAGGCUUCUAUUAUCAAAUUUGAAAAAGAAAGCGAAAAGUAUGAGCAUGAUCUUGACGAACUAAAUGAAGAGGUUAAGCAAUACGACAAUGAUAUGGCUGACAUCAUAGCCAAAGUCGAAGAAGCUAAAAAGCGUAUGGAAGAAAAGAAAGCAGAGAUGGAAAAGGUCAAGAAAGAACUUGAUGAAAAGUCAGAAUCUAUUAAUAAGCUUCGUGAAUCUGAAGUUGAUAUCAAACAUAAACUGGAAGACUAUAAACGCACUUUGAUAGACAAUCAAAAGAAAGCUAACCAUUGGGAUGAACAGAGAUCAAAACUGGUAUUACAACGUAUUGAUGAAGAACCUGAAGAAGCAUUGGUUUUGCCUAUAUUUCAAGGUGAUGAACUUAAGCAGUUAAUGCAAACAAAACAAGCCAUCAAGAUGGAAAUUGCAGAAAUUGAAACUUUUGUUCAAAAUGCAAAGCCAAACUUAUCUGUGCUUGAAGAAUAUCGCCGUCGUCGUACCGAGUACAAUCAACGAAAAGGAGAUCUUGAUUCUGUUACUGCAAAAAGAGACACAGUAAAGAAUGAAGUAGAAACUCUUCGAAAGAAACGAUUAGAUGAAUUUAUGAGUGGGUUCAAUAUUAUUUCUCAAAAAUUAAAAGAAAUGUAUCAGAUGAUUACUAUGGGUGGCAACGCAGAACUUGAGUUAGUAGACAGCUUAGACCCCUUUUCAGAAGGCAUUGUUUGGAAAAAUAUUUCUAAUUUAUCUGGUGGUGAAAAGACACUUAGUUCAUUAGCACUCGUCUUUGCACUUCAUCACUUUAAGCCCACACCUUUGUAUGUGAUGGACGAAAUUGAUGCUGCCCUUGAUUUUCGUAACGUUUCUAUUGUAGCAAACUAUAUUGCAGAACGAACGAAGAAUGCACAAUUUGUGAUUAUCAGUUUAAGAAACAACAUGUUUGAGUUAGCUGAUCGACUGGUUGGCAUUUACAAAACAAACCAUUGUACAAAGAGUAUUGCUAUUAAUCCAAAUAUGAUUGCAACACUCACUUCUAUACCAACAAAUGCAAGUCCUGCAUCCAACAGACGAUCAACCACUCAAUCACAAAGCUCAAUAGAAAAUGACAUUGAAAAGAAUACUAACAACAAUAAUAGCAAUAAUAGCAGCGAAAUUCAAGCAUCUUCUUCCUCAUAGAAUAUAAAUAAAGCAUUGCGGUAUUGUAUGCCAA